AAGGUUUGCCGCAAAGACCACGACAAUCGGCCCACACGCAGAGCGCCAGCCUCACAUUCUUUUCAUACCCUGAACUCCGACACCUCUGCACCAUGUUCCCCCCUGGCCGCGGUAACGACAACCUGGACGUGGGCCAAAAAUUUGUGAUUAGCCUGUUUGGUACUAGCGAGGUGUUGACAGCAGAAGGACAAGAUGUUCGUCUCCGGGAAUACGAGAAGGAUAAGCGGAGCCAAAUCUGGGUCUGCGAAACGAACUCAAACGGUCGAUUCGGUAUGCGGAACUCGGCGACCGGGCGCAUGCUCGGCCGGGGGAACCAGAAGGACGGAGUUGGGUGUUUCGCGACCAAACAUCUUCCUUGGGAGUGCCUUACCUUUACGCGGCUUAGCCUAGGUGGGUAUUCAUUGAAGGUGAUUGGUGCUGUUACCGGUGAUAAGCUCUCCCCGGUUCAACGGAGAGACAAGACAAGUACGAGCUUAAUGAUUGGGACUGCAGCUCAUCAGUUCGGCCUGCACCAGCUCCAGGACUCGGUGUUCAGGCGGUUUGAGUGGGUGGCUCCGGGUCGUCUCGCACGUUCGUCUGCGCCGUACUAUGAUGGCGAGGAUUCCGAUGAGAGUAUUAAUGAAACCUCAAUUGGGUUCCUUGUCAGCCAUGGUAUAAAGAAUAUCAUCAGCUUGAAUUCCGUUGAGAUAUCGCCGCGGGAGAGAGGAAGGCUUCGUGUCGCCGGGAUCUCAUACUCGCACAUCAAGGCGCUGGAGUGCGCCGCACCCACACAAGAACAAUUCGAUAAGAUCUGGAAUGCCUAUGAGAAAGCGGGAGUUACCAUCGUCUACUGCGGAUAUGGGGAUGGGAGGACUGGGAUGGCUAUCAGCGCAAUUCAGCUCUUCCAGGGUCGUACUCUGAGCGGCCUUGAUUAUAAGGCAAACGGUGUCCAGUGUCGCGUUCAGAUAGAGGCAUUAAAUAAAUUAAGCGAUAGAAUUCAUGGGUGAGUCUCUCUUCCAGACAGGGUCUCAUUCCCGAGGCUGACCUUCGCUUCAAAUAGUGUCGAAAACCACAGCGACUCACCCGACACCCCCGAUGUCCAACCCCCACCAUAUAUGGAACCUAAAAAAGAAAAGCGAUAGGACAGAUCGAGAUGGAACUAUUCGAGGAUGAUAGGUUCCGGGGAGUGCGUAUCGGUAAUCUGGGUGGGUAUUCCAAUUCGGUAAUAGGAUGGUCGAGGAAUUGCGUGAUAAAAACCGAAAUCGCGAUAAGAGGCAGGCAGCGGUGGAGGUGGUCAGGUCUGGUGAUGGUUGGGAGGGGGGAUCGGUGGGGUACGGAGGUGUCGCAGGGAAGAAGCUUUUGUCUAUAAGGGAGCAACGGAAAGGUGGAAUUCAAGAUGUGUCCGGAGUGCGCUACGCUGUCGGUUGGAGUACCUCUACACUUAUCUAUUGUACCCCAGGGGUUCAAGGCUUAAGAGAAUUGAUAUCCUAGAUACAUGUGUCAAGAGUGAAAAGUAGCUUGAUGAAGCAAGGUGUUGAUGAUUUUGGUC
Messenger RNA from Tuber aestivum (summer truffle), 1528 nucleotides. The record is from the annotation of a GenBank genome assembly. NCBI's taxonomy places the organism in Eukaryota, Fungi, Ascomycota, Pezizomycetes, Pezizales, Tuberaceae.